AUGAAUAAUUUUUACUAAAGAUUUGAAGAAUUGCAAAGCAGUGAUAUCACCCCACUUCAGCUGCUUAUUUAGAUAGGCAAGUAAAUGGAAGAGAUUUUAGACUAGCAUCUUGAUUACCAAGAAUACUAAGCAUUUUCUCCAAUCGCAGAGGAGCUCUCUUAUUACACAGUUUAAGUUGUGAAAGGUUAAAGUUCAGGCAAAGCUCUCAACCUACCAAUUAAUCAAACUUAAAGCUAUAUUAAGUUUGGAACCACCUUCGACAUUUAAAGCAAAGACUAUUGGAAAAUAGUUUCAGACUCACUAUAGCAAAACAUUGACAUGCUUCCAGUUCACGAUCAAUUCUAAAUCAUUACUAUUCUAAAGCAAUUCGGCCUUCUCAAGAAUCAAAUUUUAACUAAAACAAUUACAUCAAUUGAACCCUAAUUAGCCUCUCUUGAGUUAAGUAAUCUAUUGAAGUUUUUCGCUAUUUAUUCAAGCGAAGACGCUGCUGCUUCAAUAAUGUAUGAUUCCAAUUUAAUUGAUAAAAUUGAUUUCCUACUGUCAAACAACAUUUCAUUAAUGACUUCAUCAGAAUACUCAUUAGCUAUUUAAUCUAUAUAUACCUUAGAUGGAUAUCACAGUGGUAUCAGCAAGUUCCAACUUUUCAUCUAAAAUUCAGUGCCAUUUGUAACUAGCUGGCUAAAGGAUAACGAUUUAGACUUGGAUACAAUUGGCUAUGCAGCUAGCUCUAUUGUAGAGAAGAAACAAAAUAUUGACCAAAACCUUUAUCAAUAGUUUUUGAAAGCUCUAGAGGAUAAUAUAUUCAGCAACUCAGACAAACUAAAAAUUUAAGAGGCUUGCGUAUUGAUACAGAGCAUUCAUUCAGAAGUAUCUCAGGAAGUAAUUGAGGUAUUAGAUAGAAUUAUUGGUAGAGAUAUUGACAAUAUAUCUAUAAGCUAAAUCAUUCCAACAAUGGUAGCAUUUCUUUAGAGUGGAAAAUCUAGAGACAAGAUUAUUCAAGCUUUGAUCGUUAAGUCAAAGAAAGAGAUGUAUCACUUCACAGCAAACGAAUUGGUUUAGUUAAUCGCAAUAUACACAAAUUUCGGAAAAUAGGCAAUUGAAUCAUUCCUUGAUAUUCUUGAGCCAUAUCUCCUUAACAAAAUAACUUCUCUAGAUAUAGAUUCCUUGAUUCUGCUCAUCAAAUCACUCUAUGGUGAAAAACUGAACAAGCGAUAUACGAUUUUAGAUGAGGCUGAAAAUAUCUUUAUUGCUAACAUUAGUGAAGUACAAUAUGGAGAUUGCGCAUUUUUACUUUACUUUUUUGCGAAAGAGAGAUUUGGAUCCAAGCUUAUGAUUUAAACCCUGCUCCAUAAGUUCGACAUUAAUUUCUUUUAAACAGAUAGAGUGCCCAUCACUCUCAAAAUGCAAGUUCUUGUAUCCAUGAACAUUGUGGGCAAAGAUACUAAAUUUAUUCAUGAUGCAAUCAAAGCUAUCGAUUAGAAGAGAAGUGAUCUCAGCCUUGAUGAUAUAUUCCUAAUUGAUAAAAUUUUAUCUGAGAUUCCUACAACAGAAACAUAGUUCGAUUCACUUAAAGCUUAUUACAAAGAGCAACUCAACACAAGAAUUGAAUGA
Messenger RNA from Stylonychia lemnae, 1611 nucleotides. NCBI's taxonomy places the organism in Eukaryota, Ciliophora, Spirotrichea, Sporadotrichida, Oxytrichidae. The record is from the annotation of a GenBank genome assembly.